Messenger RNA from Teleopsis dalmanni, 663 nucleotides. RefSeq lists its product as uncharacterized. The record is from RefSeq and is a predicted model, not a curated record. Gene Ontology annotation, molecular function: nucleic acid binding. The transcript has 2 exons. NCBI's taxonomy places the organism in Eukaryota, Metazoa, Arthropoda, Insecta, Diptera, Diopsidae. The coding region runs from base 1 to 663 and encodes 220 amino acids.
AUGUCAAAUGGACAAGCCGAAAGGUUUGUGGAUACUUUAAAGCGAGCACUCAAAAAGUUAAAUGGGAAGGGGGUAACUGCUGAAAAUCUUCAAAUAUUUCUACAAGUUUACCAAUCAACUCCGAAUACGCAAAAUGAGGACAGUAUAUCGCCAGCUGAAGUUUUACUAAAAAGAAAUAUCCGUGUUAAACUUGACUUGAUUAAACCAACGCUGGUGUCUUUACCAGACCCAAAUGCCACGCUUAAAAACAAGUGCGAUACACAACUCAAAAUGAAAGCGCAGUUUGACAAAAGGCACGGAAAAAUAAUUGAACGCAUAGGUAAUGUCAUUUACAAUGUUCGCUUACAAAAUGGCAAACUUAUUCGUGCACAUGCCAACCAAACUCGUUACCGAAAAGAUCAUAAAAAUGAGUUAUCAUCAGAAAUACGUACUUCCGAAGAUAUCGCCAACGAAAAGUGUUUAGCUGAUGCAUUCGGCCUCUACGAAACAACACCUAAAGAUGUAGUCAAAAUAACUAACAAAUACAUAGUUUCGACUCCAGCUCAAUCUUUCAAUGAAGUAUCCGAGAUUGCAAUUCAUCAAACUGAGAAGCACAAUGAGGCAGUUGUUCCGUAUACCCGACCAAGGCGUACUGGAUAUCCUAUUGACCGAUUUAGAUCCUAG